CUUACAGGUUAAUUAGCUGGCACAGCGUCUUAAAUUGUCAGCGUGAAAGUAUUGCUACAACAUUUCUUUCUUGAACGCACCCCGGCGAAAUCCGUCUCCUACAUAAGCUGUCGACAAGAAACAACACUUGAAAACUUACAACAAGCUGCCAUGGCCUCAGGUGGGGCCCCAGUGCCAGGGGCCACCCAUUUGGCCACCAAGGUGGAGCUGACCAUCUCCUGUGAGAACCUCAUGGACAUGGACAUCUUCUCUAAGUCUGACCCUCUGUGUGCCUUGUACAUCAACACUUCAGGCUCCCACUGGUAUGAGUUUGGGCGCACAGAGAUGAUCCUGAACUGCCUGAAUCCAAAGUUUGCCAAGAAGUUUGUUAUCGACUACUAUUUCGAGAUGGUGCAAAGGCUGAAGUUUUGCGUGUAUGAUAUCGACAAUAACACCUACGAUCUGAGUGAUGAUGACUUCCUGGGGGAGCUUGAAUGUACCCUGGGUCAGAUUGUUUCUAACAGGCAGAUGACUCGACCUUUGAUGCUGCCGGACAAGAGGCCCGCUGGUCACGGGACCAUCACAAUCUGUGCUGAAGAAAUAACAGACACCAGAGUGGCAAACUUUGAGGUGUCAGCCCGCAGGCUGGACAAAAAGUUUUUGUGGUGGUCCGACCCUUUCCUGGAAUUCUACAAGCAGACAGAAACUGGAUGGCAGCUGGCUCACAGGACAGAGGUGGUGAACAACAACCUCAACCCAAUGUGGAGACCCUUCCGCAUCUCAUUGCGAUCUCUCUGUGGAGGAGAUGUGGAGAAACCUAUAAAGGUUGACUGUUAUGACCAUCAUGCCAGUGGCUCCCAUGACCUUAUUGGAAGCUUUAAAGCCACCCUUGCGGAGAUGCAAAUGGGUACACACAUUUACCCGGCUGAAUUUGAGUGCAUUAACCCAAAAAAGUUAAAGAAGAAAAACUAUAAAAACUCUGGGGUCAUUUGCAUCAAGCACUGCCAGGUGUUGAAGGAGUAUACCUUCCUGGAUUAUAUUAUGGGGGGUUGUCAAAUCAACUUCACUAUUGCCAUCGACUUCACAGGCUCUAACGGGGAUCCCAACACUCCCCAGUCCCUCCACUAUAUCAACCCUGAAGGCUAUAAUGAAUACCUGACAGCCAUCUGGACGGUGGGUAAUGUCAUCCAGGACUAUGACAGUAACAAGAUGUUUCCAGUCUUUGGUUUUGGAGCCCAGGUCCCUCCCUCCUGGCAGGUUUCCCAUGAGUUUCCUAUCAAUUUCAAUCCAGCAAAUCCAUUCUGCUCGGGCAUAGAGGGUGUGGUGCAUGCCUACCGGCAGUGUCUACCUCAGGUGAAGCUCUGGGGCCCCACCAACUUCUCUCCGAUUAUCAACCAUGUAGCCUGCUUCGCCCGACAAGCCAUCCAGCAGAAUAUUGCCUCACAAUACUUUGUGCUGCUCAUCAUCACAGAUGGCGUGAUCACAGACAUGGACCAGACACGCACUGCUAUUGUAGAGGCCUCUCGUCUGCCCAUGUCUAUCAUCAUAGUGGGUGUGGGCGGGGCAGACUUCAGCGCAAUGGAGUUCCUUGACAGUGAUGACAAACUGCUGUAUUCGCCCAGCGGCGAUGUCGCCUCAAGAGACAUCGUCCAGUUUGUGCCCUUCAGAAACUUCCAAGGAAACAGUGUGGCCCUUGCCCAGAGCGUCCUGGCAGAGCUGCCUGAUCAAGUGGCCUCUUUCUUCAAUUCUUACAAGCUGAAACCCCCUAAUAUAGCGAGUGUUUCUGGCCCGUCCUAGAAAGAUGGGUUAAAUUAACCCAAAUACCUCAUAUUUACUGCUUAUAUGCAUCUCCUGCACCAUGUUUCUGUAUUUACUGUAUGGAAUGGUGUAAAUCAAUGAAGAAAAAAAAGACAAGAAAAGAUGGAUGUAGGGUAAAAAAUACACAAUAAAAAAAAAUAUAUAAUUAACCUCAAAUCUGUGACUGGAAUUUUCAGUAAUGGUUUAUAUUUGACUUGAUUUGAAGUUCAUAAAAGAAGAGCUGCUGUGACCAAGAGAUGUGAUAGCUUGUAUAGUGCAUGAUAACACCAAGUGAUCCCAAUAAAAGUAAUCAGAAUAUA
This is a messenger RNA of Siniperca chuatsi (mandarin fish), 2096 nucleotides long. Its product is annotated as copine-3-like. Gene Ontology annotation, cellular component: plasma membrane. NCBI's taxonomy places the organism in Eukaryota, Metazoa, Chordata, Actinopteri, Centrarchiformes, Sinipercidae. Gene Ontology annotation, molecular function: calcium-dependent phospholipid binding; receptor tyrosine kinase binding. The transcript is spliced from 16 exons. Bases 151 to 1776 code for a protein of 541 amino acids. Gene Ontology annotation, biological process: ERBB2 signaling pathway; cellular response to calcium ion. The record is from RefSeq and is a predicted model, not a curated record.